Molecule: messenger RNA, 3720 nt
Organism: Pelobates fuscus (common spadefoot toad)
Lineage: Eukaryota; Metazoa; Chordata; Amphibia; Anura; Pelobatidae
Gene: NLRC3
Product: NLR family CARD domain containing 3
Exons: 20
Coding region: 288-3497 (1069 amino acids)
Biological process (GO): regulation of apoptotic process; intracellular signal transduction
Molecular function (GO): protein binding
Source: RefSeq, a predicted model, not a curated record
UCCAGAGCCCAAAUUCGGAAGGGACAUAGAAUAGCUAGCAAUCAAUCACUCAAACGAUCUUCCAGGGUUACUGUGUGUGUGUAGACAAUCCCCCCGCUGCAGUGACAAGCCCUGAACAGACCUGACAGGAAGUCUUGACGGGGCGAGAAUUUGAGCAGGAAGAGGAUGACAGGGAAGGUUUCAGGCCUGACCCAAAAUAGAUUUAAUAUGGACACGUACUUUGAGAUGGCUGGAAGACUUUGAAUUAUCUGGGCCAAGUGCACCACUAGAAAUUGUGAAACAAUGACAUGGAAGGCUUAUGGAUUCUCCGGUACAGGAGGCAACUGGCUGCCUGUGCCUGCCCAUUAUCCAUGCACGAGAUCAUUACAGAGCUCCAGGACCUCCAGAUGUUGACAGAAGAGGAGACCAAGCUGCUCCAGGAAGUUACAUUGUUACCCAUGCGGGCAGAGAACCUCCUAGAUAUCCUGGUAGGGAAGGGCAAGACAUGCCUACAGGCUCUUCAGAGCUGCAUAGAGAAUAGCUGCUCUUACCUGCAACUGCGCAUGCGUCACUACGAUCCGUUAGUUCUAAAACAUCUGGAGAAAGUGAAAACCAAGGACCCAUGCCCACUGUUAACACAGUUAGACCCUCUGCUUAUAGUAGAAGGACUCACAGACGCCCAACUUCAGGAACAUGAUAUUGUGCAGCUGGAGUUAGGUCAGGAAGGAAGGGGGACUCCCAGGCAACUAUCUCUGGAGAAACUUCUGGUCUCCCUCUCACAAGUUAGCCUUCCCCCUCGCAUUACUCUGACUGUGGGAGUGGCAGGAGCUGGAAAAAGCACCCUUGUGAGACUUUUUGUAGAGAGGUGGAUACGGGGUGAAGUGUGCCCUAGCAUCACAAGUGUGAUGGCUCUGAAUCUUUCAGAGUUGAAUGUCUAUGAUCGUCUCUCUACAGAUCGGCUAGUACGACUUGCCAACCCAAGCUAUGUAAAGCCACCUGAAGGAUCUCUUCUCAUUUUGGAUGGGCUGGAUGAGUUAAGAGCACCUCUGGAUUUCUCAGAAUCUAUAGCAUGUACUGACCCCCAAAAGGAACUCACACCAGAAUGUCUGAUAACGAAUAUACUGCGUGGUAACCUACUGUUAGAAACUGCGAUAUGGAUAACCUCCAGGCCUGGGGCAGCAGCCUGGAUCCCUGGAGGACUUGUGGAUCGCAUGACAGAAAUUCCUGGACUCAGGACUGAACAUAUUAGAAAGUUUUUGGAGCAGUUUCUGCCAGAUAACAGUGGCUUAGUCCAACGUGUCUGGGAUCACAUACAGUCCCACCGUUCAUUAAAUGCACUAUGUUCUGUACCUGCCUUAUGCCGCAUUAUUGGGACCUCUUUGGGAUAUUUACUGCACACUCAAGACUCAUCCUGUCUACCAGGAACAUUGUCCACCAUUUUCUCUUGGUAUCUCAAGGCUCAGCUGUGUGACCGUGAUGGCUUAGAGCAAUCUGGCAGUGCCCGACGAACUGUUGCCAAUUUGGGAAGACUGGCAUUCAAUGGACUGAUCAGAAAACGGUCAGUUUUUUAUGAGUCGGACUUAAAAUCCUGUGGAAUUGACACCCCGCUGACCCCAGGCAGCCUCAGUGCCCGCCUACUGCUAUGUCAGCAUUCCCCUUCAUGCCUCUCUUUUUCAUUUUCACACCUCUUAUUGCUGGAGUUUCUAGCUGCCGUCCACUACCAUUCAGCUGCUAAACGAGCCAUAUUUGACCUGUUUGCUGAUGGGGCAAUGUCCUGGCCCAAAUUGGGCUACAUGAACCAUUAUAAAAGUGCUGUUCAGAGGUCUCUGCAGGCAGACGAUAUGCAGAUACCCAUCUUCCUGCGGUUUCUGUCUGGCCUCCUUUCACCGCAGGCCUUGCGUGUGUUGUCCGGAUGCCUCCCUGGAAAGGAAGAGCUAGGUGGGCAUCGUGGGCCGGCAGUUGACUUCUUGCAUAGCUUGCUAUGUGCAGGAAAGGUAGUUUCAUGUAGUACGGUGAACUUAGUCUGCUGCCUGCAGGAACUGGGGCACACAGAACUGACAAGUGGGGUGGAAGAGGACUUCAUAAAUGGAACACUUGGAGGGAAGCUGAAUAUGUUGGGGUGCAGUGCCCUGGCAUACCUACUGCAGGCAUCCAACAGCUGUGCUCAUGAAACUAAUCUUUCCCAGUGUCUUACAUACAACCUAGUGAAAAUUCUCCUGCCACAGCUACAAUACUGUACCAGCAUCAGAAUGGAAAAUAACACUUUCAAAGAUGAUGUGAUGGAGCUUUUAGCCAGUGUCCUGCAUAACAAGGACUGUGCCAUCCAGAGACUUAGCCUGGCAGAGAAUCUCCUGUCUGACCGUGGUGUGAAGGUCCUGGGUAGAGCCCUGAUGGUGAAUCGCACACUUGUUUCACUUGACCUACAUGGGAAUUUUAUUGGUCCUAAAGGUGUAAAGGCUCUCGCAGAAGCUCUGAAAAAUAAUCAAGUCUUGCUCAGCCUAAAUCUACACAAUAACCAGAUUAAGUCAGGCGGCACUCAUUAUCUUGCCGAGUCUUUGCAGGUGAACUGCAAUCUGAAGACGUUAAACAUUCAGAAAAACAAUAUUGAGGCAGAGGGGGCAGAGAGUCUAGCAAGGUGUCUCAAGCAGAACCAAGUCCUUCAGGAGCUGUGGUUGUCCAGUAACACUUUGGGGGACCGAGGUGCCUCAGCUCUGGCUGAAGCUCUUACUGAAAAUUCAAGUUUGAGAACGCUUGAUUUGAAGAGUAAUUCAAUCAGCAACCGUGGAUUAAGUGCAUUGACCAGGGGACUGAGCCGGAACCAGAGCCUGAAACUGCUCAACCUUCGGGAAAACUCAAUCAGCAUCGAGGGUUCCAGGGCUUUGGCAGAAUCUCUCAAAAUAAACUGCACAUUGAAGCACUUGGAUUUGACCGCAAACUUGUUGCACGACGAGGGAGUUGAAGCUCUUGCUGAAUCGCUGAAGGAGAAUCGGAGUCUGGAGUCUCUACACCUCCAGUGGAAUUUCUUGAGGGCUGCAUCGGCUCGCGCUCUGGCUGGUGCCCUCCGUGAAAACCAAUCCUUGACUUGUUUAGACUUGCAGGAGAACUCUCUCGGAGAUGAAGGUACGGCAGAACUCUCCAGCGCUCUACGAGAGAACACCACACUCCAUGCUCUCUAUUUGCAGGGGACAGCUAUUGGACCAUGUGGGGCUCAGUCACUCGCCGAAGCCCUGACUGUGAAUAAAGGAUUGAAGCUUCUCGACCUACGAGGGAAUAACAUUGGCCUACGUGGAGCCAAAGCCUUAGCCGGAGCUUUAAGAGUUAACACCAGCCUGCAAACUCUCAACCUGCAAGAAAACUCCAUAGGUCUGGAUGGUGCGAUAUGCCUGGCCAAUGCAGUGUCCGCAAACCGUUCUCUGACAUUAAUCAGUCUCCAGGGGAACCAUAUUGGUCAGUCAGGAGCUAAGGUGAUAUCAGAGACUAUUCGAAACGAAGCCCCUCACUGCAAAGUUGAAAUCUGACAUCACGUUUCCUGGUGGAUCCCCCUGCAUUGUACUCCGAUCACAGUGAAAGUGGGGGAGAACAGUGAGAUAUGUAAAGCUGGAGGAGGAAGAACAUCCCAGAAUGCACUCUGUUGUAAGCGCAUGGCCUGCAAUAUCAGACACGUAAAACAACAAAUAACAGAUGAAUCUUUCAUUAGGAAUAAUGGACAGAUAAAUUAAACCUUUUUACAUUUGUAAAAAA